GUAGGGUUGUCCUUGGAAAACUCUUACAUUCAUUAGCAAUGGAGAUUGAAGUUCGCAUGGUACUUUAUGAAGAUGAUUCAGUAGAAGUACACUAUAUUGAUGGCUCCAAAUUACAGCUUUCUCCAUGUGGUUCUGAAUUCCUAUUUGAAAAGGCACCUCCUAUUUCAGCACAUCCUUUGCAGCAACCAGAAAGAAUUCGUCAAAGGACCGAAUUUGUUAUUAGUAAUUACAGAGAGCAAUUACUACAGGCCCUAGAUUUUAGAAAUUGCUUUUCCAGUCGACCUUUUUUACCUGAAAGCAUCAUACCUUCUGAAAGAAAACAGUCUGUUUUCACUGAUAUCUCAGAAGUCAGGUGGCCUAGUCGUGAUAUGCAAGAUGCAGUGAUUUGUAUGGAUGAUGGCACUGUGAAGAUUUCAUCUUUAGAUGGUCAUGCUUAUCUUUGCCUACCAAAACAGCAACAUGAAUUUACUAUACAUUUUUUAUGCAGAAUCAGCCAGAGGUCUCACUCACUAAUGGUACUAUCAGAAAAAAAGAAUAACAGUUUAAAGAAAGUGGAUAAACAGUGUGAAAAAGCAAGCAAAAACUGUAUGUUUCGAAAAACUUCUGAUGGACAAAGCUUGACAAAUAAGGAAAAUGAUUCAUACUGCCAAAUCAUCAAAUCCAAGGAAUUAUUAGGGGCAAAUAAUUUUAUAAAUGGAUCCAGAGGGAAAGAGAUGGCAUCUUUAUCUCACAAGAAAUACACCUUUGUGUACACAUGGGUGAAACAGCGCUGGUGUGUGGAUUCCUGUCCAGAAGAAUGGAAAUACCCCUUAUCAUUGGCACUUGACUUCCUUCAUAAAUUUAAUAAAAUAUCAAAAACUGACCAGAAUGUUAAACAUAUCAUGGUUUUAGCAUCUGAUAUUUCAAAGGAAGGUGAAGAGGUUUCUGUUCUUCCCAGAGCUCUUCCCCUCAGCUGUCAUAAUCCACAUCUGCACAGGUGGAAUUUCUCUAAUUCAUCUUUACAGGAACAAGAAUAUACCUAUCCUGAACUAGUAAAAGUAGUAUGGUACAAAGGUAUAGUAUUUAGACUUACUCAUGAAACUAUAAACUCAAUAGAAAUUUUUCCGGGUGAUGGAUCCAUUCUCAAAUCAGAAGGACCUUUUUGGGGGAAUUAUUUCACAUUCUCUUCAGUACACAAAGAAUCAGAACAAAAAGAAGAGAAAAUGUAUUCAGUAAGAAACCUUCCUCCGGAUAGACCAGGAAGUCCAUAUUCUGUGUGUUACCUUAUUACACAGGCUACCAGAAUUCUUCAACAUUGUAUCAAAGUUAGACUUUCUUUAAGCCAUAACUAUAAUAUAUGCUGCUGGAAAAUGGUUUCUGGAUCAAAUAAAGGGAAUAUACCAGUGCUUUUGAGGGAAACACUCAUUCCCAUGAUAGGAAGUUUUUUUGUGUACUCUGAUAAUAAAGUAUUUGCUAUCUUUUUGGAUGGUAUUUCCCUAACCCUGAUUUGGAACUUCAGAACUUUCUUCAAAAAGAGACAGAUAAAUCAAGGUGUCACCUUGGGUUGGUGUAAAUUAACUCUUCCCGAUGGACAAGAUCAGUUAAUUCAAAUUGAACAUCCGGGACAAUUUGAAAGGUAUGUGGCAACAGUAAUAGCUUGGUGCAGGAGUCUGACUCAGACUAAUCCACAGGAAUUCUUCACAUAUCCUCCGUCAUCACCCAUUACUGAAGAAAACUGGUCUGUUGCUUCUGAACUUGAAAAAAUACAGAAAUUUAACUUUUUAUUGGAGAAUGAUAGCAUCCUAAGUCAGAUUUCUACUAAGAAAAAUGAGGAGUCUUCUGAUAUUUCCAAAUCAAGAUCUUCAGAAACCUGUAGCUUUUUUGAAGAAGUAAAUAAAAAGAGUGUAUCAGUAGCAUUGAAGAAAACCUCAGAAAUCCUUCAGGAUAUUGAAUCUCUUCUAGCCUAUUCCAAAAAGUAGAAAAUAAGUAAUUUUUUUUAAAGUAAAGGUUUUUUAACUACAUCAAAUUUUUGAAGUUGUAUUUUGUUGAUACAAAUGACUAUCCUCAAGAGAAUUGUCUGUACACAGGAUUAUUAAAAUUAAAUGGGAAAAUUUGCCCCUCUUGAGCUGGCAGUGCAAAUGUGGUGUGAAAAUUUUUUAGUUUAAUGUCAUUUUAUUUCACACUGCUUAUAAAUAUUUUUGUAGGAAUAUGCUACUUAUUGUAAGCUAAAUCUGAAAAUGCUUUUUUUAAAAGUAAUCAUGAACAUCCUGUUGUUUCAAGGAAUA
This is a messenger RNA of Trichosurus vulpecula (common brushtail), 2264 nucleotides long. RefSeq names its product chromosome 1 C5orf34 homolog (gene C1H5orf34). The coding region runs from base 39 to 1958 and encodes 639 amino acids. NCBI's taxonomy places the organism in Eukaryota, Metazoa, Chordata, Mammalia, Diprotodontia, Phalangeridae. The transcript has 12 exons. The record is from RefSeq and is a predicted model, not a curated record.